AUGGCGCCUCUGAGAUGGAGUUCUGCCUUGCUGCUCCUGAUAGCCGCAGGAAAGUUUGCGCAUUCUGAGGAGGAGCCGUCGGUGGAAGAUAUUGUGAGGCAUCGGCUAUUGACUGGUUUCAAGGAAGGAUGUGAUGCAGAAGCAAGUACUGUAAGAAGCCUUCAGAGCGCAGUGAAGACAGCAUAUGGAGAUAUGCGCAAGCGGGAGGGCAGAUCCCCGCUGUCCGAAGACUCGCUGUACACGGAGGUUCAGGAAACCUUUGCACAGGACAACUCGGCUUACACGCAGAAGCUGAUGACCUUCCGAGUGCGCAAGCAUUCUGAAGCUGGAGAUGGGCAGCUGUUGGGGACCUUAGCGGAGGAAGGAGCCGAAGAUAAGUGCUCAGUCGUGCGGCUACACCUUAAGAAGGUGGGCGUUAGUGUUCUUUCCUUGGCGGAGUGCCCCAUGGUGGCUUCCGACAUGGACGUCGCCGUUUCAGCAUUUGAAGAUGACGACUGUACAUCCUUCGUGGAGCGUGAUGCUGUCGUGCACCUUUACCCCACGUUUGAAGGGCCUCCCCACCCUGAACAGGCACAGCAAACAAUCGGGCCUUCCAAAACAUUCGACUCUCCUUUGGCGUACUGGCUGGAAGUGACGGGCGUCGACAGAGCCUGGAGUAGACACAGCUGCGUAAGAGAUGUCGUUGUAGGGGUCAUCGAUACUGGGGUGGCCACGUCGCACCCGGAUCUGCGAUCAAAUAUGUGGCAAAACGAGUAUGAGGUCCCAGGAAACGGUAUCGACGACGACCGAAACGGCUACGUCGAUGACGUGAAUGGAUACGAUUUUUAUUUGAAGCGGCCAGCCGUAACAGACGGCCACGGGCAUGGCACUCACGUUGCCGGUAUCAUCGGUGCAGUUCCUACCACCACUGCCGCCCGCGGGGUGUGCAAGAAUGUGAGCAUUGCAGGUCUUCGCUUCUUGGACAGUCAAGGCUCUGGUGCGACAUCGGAUGCGAUCGAAGCGAUAAACUACGCCAUUGAGAUGGAUUUCCACAUGACAAGCAACUCUUGGGGCGGCCCAGAUGUCUCAAGUGGACUGCUUCAGGCGAUCAAGCGCGCCUCGGCAGUUGACCAGCUCUUCGUUGCCGCUGCUGGAAAUAGCGGGAACAACGCAGAUACCUUCCCCGAGUAUCCUGCUGCUUACAGGGUGGAAAAUAUAAUUUCUGUAGCAGCCACAGAUGAAUCAGAUCGUCUAGCUAAUUUCAGCAACUACGGGAAACAUGCUGUGCACAUUGCUGCCCCUGGUGUUUUCAUUUAUUCCACAUUUCCUCCUGCCACCGCCAAAACACUUUCAGGAACUUCAAUGGCUACCCCAGUAAUUUCUGGUGUUGCAGCCAUGCUAUUAUCGAUCCGUCCAAUGGCGGUUUCAGAGGUGAAGGAGUUGCUUUUCGGCACUGCGGAGAGGCCAAGAUCGCUCAAAGAUAAGCUGAUUACCAACGGAAGGGUUAACGCAGCAUUUGCAAUGUGUAUGGCUGACUUGAAAGGGCAGACAAGGGAGUUCUCCACUGGCAAGCCUCGCACCUUGAUAGCCUUUAAAGCUGAAUGCCGCUUACGCCGCUCAGCCUGGAAUCCGGUGGCAUCUGAAUUCCUGCUUUCUGCAAGGGAAAGCAUGUCUCUAGAGGCACUCUCUUUUGGGGUACUUGUAGGAUAA
This is a messenger RNA of Cyclospora cayetanensis, 1689 nucleotides long. RefSeq lists its product as uncharacterized. The coding region runs from base 1 to 1689 and encodes 562 amino acids. The record is from RefSeq and is a predicted model, not a curated record. NCBI's taxonomy places the organism in Eukaryota, Apicomplexa, Conoidasida, Eucoccidiorida, Eimeriidae. The transcript is spliced from 5 exons. Gene Ontology annotation, molecular function: serine-type endopeptidase activity. Gene Ontology annotation, biological process: proteolysis.